AUGCCUUCCUGCUUUGGAAGAAACUCUAUGUUUGAUCAGGAAGCUGAUCUCCCACGCAAGGAGAAGAAGAAGAAGAAGACGAAGCAAAAGGCAAAGAGCUUUACUGAAGCCAUCUUAGUAUCAGCAAGAAAGAGCAACAAUGAUGAUUCAGUAGCCCCUUCCUCACUUUAUGAUCCAUACAGAACAGGGAACACUGAGUGUCCUCUCCCAUUACCAUUGCCAUUCUACUCAUCCGAUUCGUCAGCAAGAUCUAGGAACAGCACCUCAUCAAUUUCUUCCAUUUCUAAUUAUGAUGAGGAGAUCAUAAUCACAACUUCUGCCCCAAAGUUGUCUUUGAUGCAAUGGGGAGUAAGUUGCGAGUCGUCUCCAAGCCACCCGCGCCAUCCUCUUCCCCUUCCACCCACUUCUCCUACUACAACUUGUCAUGAUUCAAAAUGGAAGAAGGGAAGGCUGUUGGGGAGGGGAACAUUCGGGCAUGUUUAUGCUGGAUUCAACAGUGAAAAUGGGAGAUUGUGUGCCAUAAAGGAAGUGAGAAUCAUCUCAGAUCAUCAUACAUCAAAGGAAUAUCUCAAGCAUUUGAACCAGGAAAUCCAGAUUCUUAGUCAAUUCUCCCAUCCAAACAUCGUGCAAUACUACAGCAGUGAAUUGAGAGAAGAUAAAUUGUGUGUGUAUUUGGAGUAUGUAUCUGGAGGCUCAAUUCUGAAAUUACUUCAAGACUAUGGUCCAUUUGGAGAACAUGUUAUGCGAAGCUACACUAGCAAAAUUCUAUGUGGUUUAGUCUAUUUGCACGAUAGAAAUACAGCACACAGGGAUAUCAAGGGGGCAAAUAUACUAGUAAAUGCCAAAGGUGAUAUCAAGCUUGCAGACUUUGGCUUGGCAAAACAUAUCCCAUCAUCUUCCUUGAUGUUAUCGCUCAAGGGAAGUCCACACUGGAUGGCUCCGGAGAUUGUGGUGAAUGAGAGAGGGUACGGUCUGGCAGUGGAUAUAUGGAGCUUAGGAUGUACAGUUCUUGAGAUGGCAACAGCAAAACCUCCAUGGAGUCAAUAUGAAGGGGUAGCUGCAAUGUUCAAGCUGGCAACUAGUAAAGCCUGUCCAGAAAUCCCCACUCACCUCUCAGAAGAUGCAAAAAGUUUUAUUGAACUGUGCCUACAAAGAGACCCCAGUGUUCGUCCUACUGCUGCUCAAUUGCUACACCAUCCUUUUGUCCAAGAAAUUCAUUGA
Messenger RNA from Ipomoea triloba (trilobed morning glory), 1221 nucleotides. Its product is annotated as mitogen-activated protein kinase kinase kinase 3-like. Gene Ontology annotation, biological process: protein phosphorylation. Lineage: Eukaryota; Viridiplantae; Streptophyta; Magnoliopsida; Solanales; Convolvulaceae. The record is from RefSeq and is a predicted model, not a curated record. Gene Ontology annotation, molecular function: ATP binding; protein kinase activity. Bases 1 to 1221 code for a protein of 406 amino acids. The transcript has 7 exons.